UUUAAUGACAUUACAGCCGUCCUCGGUUUCUUAUCUCCCACUAGCUCACCCCACUCAUCAGUAACUCUUUUUUCGAUUUCUCACACGAUCGCCUCCCUUUUAUGUUCCGUAUCAGUGGGUAUCACAUGAAAACCAAAUCCGUCAACCAUGUCCUUUCUUCAGAUCUCCCUUCCAAAACCCCCCUUCUUCUUCAAGACCAAACCUCCAAAACAAUAUACAACCACAUGUUGUCCCAAGAAUCCUUCAAUUGUACCCACCCCCACUGGAAAGUUCAUUUCUUGGAGACGACCCCAUUCAAGAAUCACUCUCAGUGCAGUAGCAGCAGAAAAUGACGAUCGAAGCACAGAUUAUGUGACGAAAGAGAAUAGUGUUUCCGUGAUUUUUCUUGCAGGAGGGAUGGGCAAAAGAAUGGGCGUGAGCAUGCCAAAGCAGUACCUUCCACUUUUAGACCAACCAAUUGCAUUGUACAGUUUCUACACCUUCUCCCAGUUGCCUCAAGUGAAAGAGAUUGUUGUGGUUUGUGAUCCAUCUUAUAAGGAUGUAUUUGAAGAUGCAAGAGAAAAGAUCAAAACUAAAUUGAAAUAUGCAUUGCCUGGAAAGGAGAGGCAAGAUUCUGUAUAUAGUGGAUUUCAGGCUGUUGAUGUGAACUCUGAACUCAUUUGCAUCCAUGACUCUGCAAGACCUCUAGUACUUGCAGAAGAUAUUGAGAAGGUUUUAAAGGAUGGUUUGCUUGUUGGGGCAGCCGUUCUCGGAGUUCCGGCUAAAGCAACAAUCAAAGAGGCAAAUGAUGAAUCGUUUGUUGUGAGAACUCUUAACCGGAAGACCCUCUGGGAAAUGCAAACCCCACAGUUUAGGUCAUCAAGCCGGAGUUGCUCAAGAAAGGGUUUGAGCUUAUCAAUAGUUGAUGUGCAUGAUGUCAAACACUCCUUUGGGAUCUGGAAUAGGCUACAAACUAGAUUCAUGUCUGCUAGUUUACCCCGUUGUAUGGAAUUGAAGCGUCAGUUAACUAAUCUCAAAAAGAAGGAAAAUCAGUCUAUGGAACAUUAUCUCCAGGAUAUAAAAAAUUUGGUUGAUGCUCUCGCUGCUGUUAAUUCCCCAGUCUCGGAUAAGGAGUUAUUGGAGUCCAUUCUUCGGGGUUUGGGUCCUGAAUAUGAAUCAUUUGUUGGCACAAUUAUGCUUUUCCCCGACAAAUUUCCCUUUGAUGUGUUACAACCUCGCCUAAUGGAGGCCGAACAACGAGUUAUAUUCAAUCGUCACCAUGCUUCCACCAGCCUUCAUCAGGCAUUUGGAGCUGCUGUUGGCAACCAGCCGCACCAGCCCGCAUAUGCUCCGCGCGGUAGGGCCAGCCGCGGGAGAGGCGGCCGUGGUCGUGGCGGUCGUGGCAGGGGGCGCAAUCAGUACGGGCAGCCCCACUUCGGCCCGAAUGGACACCAGCCACAUCUCGGCCAGCAAGGUGGCCAGCACUCUUCCGGUCCGCAGUUCACCGGCCAGGUCCCACCAGCGGCCGGUUUCGGCCAAUCACAGCCUGGCGCACACCUUCCACGCCAGACCACUUCAGGCCAUUCUGCCCUCCAUUGUCCUUCUCGUUUUAGUCAAGCUUCUGUUGCUUUGAUGGUUCCUGGUGGUGACACAAAUGACAAUUUAUGGUAUCCCGAUUCUGGGGCAUCUGCUCACAUGACUCCCACAGAAAGCAGGGAAGGCCUGGAAGUGACAGAUGAUGUAUCAAUCGUUGAGCUCCUUAACCAUCCAGUCUAUAUCACUAAAGGCUCUUACACUAAUAUCAAGGUUACAACCCCUGAUGAUUUGUUGCUAGCUGAGAGAAUACUGCACACUUCAAAUUCGCAAAGCUGAUUUUUCUUGUUGUACCAUCCAAUAUUGUACAUGAUUUUAUUCAGAAUUGUUUGGUGUACACAUUUUUAUACACGCUUUAUACAUUUUUUCUCUCAUGAACAAUCAGCUCAAAAUUCUCGACAACUUCUACAUUUUUUGACGGAUUGCUUUGAUGCCGACAAAAUGUAGGGUACGUCAUACGUGAACAAAAAACGUGUGCAAAU
Messenger RNA from Cuscuta europaea, 2054 nucleotides. The record is from the annotation of a GenBank genome assembly. NCBI's taxonomy places the organism in Eukaryota, Viridiplantae, Streptophyta, Magnoliopsida, Solanales, Convolvulaceae.